AUAUGGAAAGCUUGCAUGUUGUUUGUUGUGUAUAUAAGGAUACAAAUACAUCAUUAAAGAGCCGUCGUGGUUGAGAUUUAGCUAGGCUGGCAAUAGGGGCAAUGGCCAUCCUCUGCUUCAACUCCAAGGCUCUUCUCCUUCUUCUUCUUUCUCUAACAGAUUUAUUUGCCAGCACACUCAGCCUUGGAAUUGGAAUUAACUAUGGCCAAAUUGCCAAUAAUCUACCAACACCAUCACGAGUCUCGACUCUCCUCAGAUCCCUCAACGUUACGAGAGUAAAACUCUACGACGCUGAUCCAAACGUGUUAACAGCAUUCGCGAAUACAAAUGUCGAAUUUGUUAUUGGACUUGGGAAUGAGAACUUACAAAGAAUGAGUGAUCCUCAACAAGCUCAAUCUUGGAUUCAACAACAUGUUCAACCUUAUCAUACUCAGACUAAAAUCACUUGUAUUACUGUUGGUAACGAGGUCUUAACGGGUGAUGAUAUGCAGCUAAAGUCUUACCUCCUCCCGGCAAUGCAAGGCGUUUAUAAGGCUCUUGUUAAUCUCGGCCUUAGUAAUGAUAUAUAUGUGGCACAUCCACACUCUGCUGGGAUCUUGGAAAAUUCUUUUCCGCCUUCCUCGGGUUCAUUUAAACAAGAUCUUAGUGAGUACAUUCGUGGCAUGCUCAAUUUCCAUGCCCAAACCAAGUCACCGUUCCUUAUAAAUGUCUAUCCGUUUUUUGCAUACAAAGACAACCCCAACGAAGUUCCACUUGAUUAUGUACUUUUCCGACCUAACCAGGGUACAAUCGAUCCAGCCACGAAUUUAAAAUACGACAACAUGUUGUAUGCACAAAUUGAUGCAGUUUAUUCGGCAAUUAAGGCAAUGGGCUAUUCAGACAUUCCAGUUAAGGUGUCCGAAACUGGCUGGCCAUCGAAGGGCGAUCAGAAUGAAUUUGGAGCAACACGUGAAAACGCUGCAUUAUAUAAUGGAAAUUUGUUUCAGCGUAUGCAGGAAAAUCAAGGGACUCCAGCUAACCCAUCGGAGCCUAUCGAUGUUUACGUGUUUGCACUUUUUAACGAAAAUUUAAAGCCUGGUCCUGGAUCAGAGAGGAAUUAUGGCCUCUACUACCCUGAUGGAACUGCAGUUUAUAAUAUCGGGUUACAACAAGGAUUUCUUCCACGUAUGGAUUAUUCAGCUGCCACGAAAAACGUCUUGUCUAGCUCUGCUUUUCUUCUGCUGAUUCUGCUUUUCGUGAUACUCUUCUGAACGUUGUUCGAUAGACAAACUAUUGGAGAUACUAGGAGAUUAGAGAUGAUUCAAUUUUUUCAAGAACUAUUGCUGAUAGAUAGGUAUUACUACAAGGUAACAAAACUUUAUACCGCGAUUUUCUUCGUACUUAUGCUUUCAUUAUUCCGUGAAUUUUCUUGGAUCAGUGAGAUUUUGUUAGGGGCGUUUUCCUGCAAAACUUCAGUACCUAAGGAUUGGAUAAUCAACAUGCACCAAGGUUUCUUUAGAUUAGGCCAUUAGUUUUCAAAGUAUUUGAUCCUCAUUUUCCUUUGUCUUUAGUAAGCCUAGUUCUUUUUGAAAUCUAGGUUGCUUGGACUUUCUAAAAAUGCUACCGUACUCGUGUCGGAUCCUUCAAAAAUGCAUUACUUUUGGAGGAUCCAAUACGCACCUGGUGACUUUUUUGAAGGGUCGGAGCAACAUAGCCUCAUAAAUAUGUAUUAUAGGUGAUUUUUCUUUAAUUUGUACUUUGUAAGUUAAUCCCACUUUAUGCAAGUUCUAAUGUAUUCUUGGGAUUUUAAUAUUCCAGAAACAGUCAACUGCUGAUCACCUACUUUCUAGGA
This is a messenger RNA of Lycium ferocissimum, 1831 nucleotides long. Its product is annotated as glucan endo-1,3-beta-glucosidase 14. The coding region runs from base 102 to 1250 and encodes 382 amino acids. The record is from RefSeq and is a predicted model, not a curated record. Gene Ontology annotation, cellular component: plasma membrane. Lineage: Eukaryota; Viridiplantae; Streptophyta; Magnoliopsida; Solanales; Solanaceae. Gene Ontology annotation, biological process: carbohydrate metabolic process. Gene Ontology annotation, molecular function: hydrolase activity, hydrolyzing O-glycosyl compounds. The transcript is spliced from 3 exons.